This is a messenger RNA of Trypanosoma cruzi, 378 nucleotides long. RefSeq names its product zinc finger protein ZFP1. The record is from RefSeq and is a predicted model, not a curated record. Bases 1 to 378 code for a protein of 125 amino acids. The transcript has a single exon. Gene Ontology annotation, molecular function: metal ion binding. Lineage: Eukaryota; Euglenozoa; Kinetoplastea; Trypanosomatida; Trypanosomatidae.
AUGUGGAAAUCAACAAGCUCCAAGACCAUGUCUGACAAUAGCACGACCCACAGCAAAAACAGAGACACAAACUACAGCAAGUUCCGGACGCGGGUGUGCCGUAACUAUUCGAUGGGGAUCACUUGUCCAUUUGGUGAGCGCUGCGCAUUUUCGCACGGUGAGCCCGACAAAUCUCAUGUGCGCACGGAGGAAGCCGAACUGCCGCCACCGCCACCAUACCCCGAAGGCGUCCAGGCGGAAAUCAUGCUGCCACCUGCCUACCCCUCACGAUUCCGCCACGAUCCCUACGGACCGGAGGGUUUUGUUGUUGUUGCGAAGGAGCUCUUCUCAGUUGAUCGGAUUCAAAGAAACCAACCGCUUGGACGCCUCUACACGUAA